AUUCAUUUUAUGCAAAACAGUCGAGGUCUAGACAACGAUCAAUACAGAUCUAUUAUAUGUAUACAGAUAUACUACAAUCAAAAUAAAUCCAUGAUCAGAAGGGUUGAAAAUAAGUAAUACACGGGAAAUUUAACGGCAAACAAAGAAUUUAAAUUUAUAAACAAAAUGAAACUACAAGAAUGUGGAUGGGCUGGUCUGGGCUUUUUACUAUUCACAAUUGUAUUAAUAUCUACACCUGAAAAUUCCUCAUCGUUUGCUGUGGAAACUGUUGUUGCUGCAAUUGCAGCGGUUAAAGACAUUAUUAGCAUAAUUAAAGAUGUCAAAGAAACAGUUUCAGAGGCCUGGUCAUUUGCCGAAAAUAAUAAUCAAGGAUCAAAUAAUAAUUUACCCCUGAUUCUAAGACGUUUCAAUGAAGUUGGCAAUAAUAUCAGUUAUAUUGAAAAUAAGCAUUCUGAACCAGUUAAUAAUUUCAUUAAUUUACAAUUGGUGGCAAAACAUAAUGAUAUUACCAAUACCAUUAAUGCUAUUACAGCACGUUUUCAGGAAAUGCAAGAAUAUGCUGUCCAUUUGGAUAAUAUCGAGCCGUCGACAUUGAUGUCAUUUGCCGAAUGGACUGCUUCGCCAAAUGGUUUUUCGGUUUAUCAUUUAAUGGAUCGUUUACAUUUGACUAUGUUCGGUUCAGAUGAUAAGGCUAAUAGACCGAGUUCAAAUAUUUUUGAUAUGUUGAUUUCAAGUUAUGGGAAAGCGGAAAAAUGUUUAAAUCAACAAUCUACCCAACAAUUUAUAUAUUCAUUGUACACGGAUAUUGCUCUAACGGAACUUAAAGCAUACAUAAUGUUAGAAUUCUCCUGGAUAAUCUUAAGAGCCUACGGCAAGGGAAAUUUCACACAAGAAGCUGAAAUUAUGCGUAAAAAUUAUGAAAAGCGUUCGGAAAAAACUGUGCGCCGUUUACAUGAGGUAAUGGAUCGUGCCGAUCGUAUUGUUUGGCGUUGUGAUCCCGAGCGAUAUGUUGAGGGUAAAACAUACGAACAAGUGACUCGGCUAUUACAGGCUUACAUUGAGAAUGAAGUUGAUAUGAGUUCGAGUCGCGAUUGUAUGCAAUCAUGUUCGGCUUAUGGACGUACUAAGAAUGAGGGUUGUUAUAUGGAUCAGUUUUGUGCUAAACAAGAACGUUGCACGGGUCAAAUACAUGAUUGUUAUUAUGCUAGUGGGUAUAUAACAGCGUGUCCUUCGGCCCUUGAUAGUCUUCGUCGUUAUGAAUAUGUUAAAUAUGAUGAAGUAACUCUUGGAUAUAACUAUUACUGUCAACGUGGUGAAGCAGAGGCCAAUUCAUGGAUGCGUUAUGUAUUUUGGGAGUGCAGUUAUUGUAUAUGCCUUUGUGAUGAUCAGAACAGUAUCAAAACAGAUCGUUAUUUCAAUUUACGAGAAACUCUUUCAAAUGUCAAUGACAAUAAGGUUGUGACCGGUUUACGUUUUACUAAAGCAAAUCGUGUAUUUCAUUUGCAAAUACAAGAGGGUCAACUUUUGCCCAGAGGUAUGAUAAAUGAAUCAACUUUAGCCUGGAAACGAGUAGAUAAUUAUACACUCUAUGAAAGAGGAGUUUUACCUAAUCAAGAUUAUUUUACCUUAACUUAUGAUGCUCGUUCCAUUGAUUUGGAUAAUAUAGAAACUUUUGAUGAGAAUUAUGUGGUGACAGGUGUACGUUUUCAGCUUUUGCACUCACAUUUGAAUUUACAAGCCAGAUUAAGUAAAUUUGAUUUUGAAACGGGUCAAUUGCUUAGUCCACAGGAAAAUAGUUAUUGGAAAAUUAACGAUAUAAGUGAAUUUAGGAGAAAUGAAAUUGUUCUUCGUGAUCGUGAUAUACCCAUACGUUCUGCUGGCAAAUCAGAACCAGAUUCUGUUAAUAAUCAAUAUUUGAAAUUUUCCGUUUCUAGUUUGGUAAAAGAUGUCUCUCAAACUAAUAUACCUUUUAUAGACAUACAAGAUGUUGUAUCAAAACCUCCUGUGCCUUUGGCUGGUAUUGGUAUUUAUCACAAAAGUAGACAAGGUUAUGGUGGAUUUUUAGCUCCAAAACUUAUGACUUAUGAUUUUGCUCCGCAUAUUUAUACAGCUAGUAAAAAUUAAAUUAAGCUUUUUUGUAUAUAAUGCUUUCUAUGUAAAAGACUCUAUAGAAAGACCUUUUAAUCUCUAAGCAAAAAAAAAAAACUUAGAAAGUAAUCAUUUAAAUGUAAUAUUUUUAAUAAAAAUUUAUUAACGUUACA
Molecule: messenger RNA, 2261 nt
Organism: Lucilia sericata (common green bottle fly)
Lineage: Eukaryota; Metazoa; Arthropoda; Insecta; Diptera; Calliphoridae
Exons: 9
Coding region: 166-2124 (652 amino acids)
Source: RefSeq, a predicted model, not a curated record